Messenger RNA from Cyclopterus lumpus (lumpfish), 2061 nucleotides. RefSeq names its product calcium-binding mitochondrial carrier protein Aralar2. The record is from RefSeq and is a predicted model, not a curated record. Lineage: Eukaryota; Metazoa; Chordata; Actinopteri; Perciformes; Cyclopteridae. Gene Ontology annotation, molecular function: L-glutamate transmembrane transporter activity; calcium ion binding; L-aspartate transmembrane transporter activity. Gene Ontology annotation, biological process: L-glutamate transmembrane transport; malate-aspartate shuttle; aspartate transmembrane transport.
AUGGCAGCAAAGGCAGUUCUGCCUAGGAGGGCCGAGCCCGCUGAGUUGAAAGCCAUUUUUGAAAAGUAUGCUGCCGUCAAGAAGAAUGACGAGCGCUUCAUGUCACCACAUGACUUUGUGAGCCGUUUCCUCCAUGCCCACACAGACAUCCAGCUUUCAGACGAGGCCUCGAAGCUGCUGGCUGGAGUGGUGGAUCAGAAGAAAGAUGGGUUGAUCUCCUUUCAGGAGUUUGUUGCGUUCGAGUCGGUGCUGUGUGCCCCGGACUCCCUCUUCAUGGUGGCCUUCCUGCUGUUUGAUAAAGCAGGCAGUGGAAUGACCAGCUUUGAGGAUGUGAAGCAGGUCUUCAGCCACACCACCAUCCACCAGCACAUCCCCUUUAACUGGGACUGUGAGUUCAUACGGCUGCACUUUGGCACACGGAGGGACAAGCGGCUCAGCUACGGAGAGUUCACCCAGUUUCUCCUGGAGAUGCAGCUGGAACAUGCGCGGCAGGCUUUUAUCCAGCGGGACCAAGCCCACAGUGGCUCCAUCUCAGCCCUGGACUUCAGGGACAUCAUGGUCACCAUCCGGCCGCACAUGCUCACAUCCUUCGUGGAGGAAUGCCUCGUGGCGGUUGCGGGUGGCACAACCUCUCACCAGGUCAGCUUUUCAUACUUCAACGGCUUCAACUCGCUUCUCAACAACAUGGAGCUGAUGAGAAAGAUCUACAGCACUCUGGCGGGCCACCGCCGGGAUGUGGAAGUCACCAAAGAGGAGUUCAUUGUCGCAGCUCAGAGGUUUGGUCAGGUGACACCCAUGGAGGUCAACAUCCUCUUUCAGCUGGCUGACCUGUCAGAGCCCCGUGGAUGUGUUGGUUUAGUGGACAUUGAGAGGAUCGCUCCGCUGGAGGAAGGCGCCCUUCCCUACAACUUGGCUGAGGUCCAGAGACAGCAGUUGGGCAGUGACGUCUCCCGCCCCGUCCUCGUCCAGGUGGCAGAGUCGGCCUACAGGUUCACCCUUGGCUCAGUGGCAGGGGCUGUGGGUGCCACAGCAGUGUACCCCAUUGAUCUGGUGAAGACACGCAUGCAGAACCAGAGGAGCAGUGGCUCCCUGGUGGGAGAGCUCAUGUACAAGAACAGCUUUGAUUGUUUCAAGAAGGUGGUCCGCUACGAGAGCGUGUUCGGCCUUUACAGAGGUCUUGUACCACAGCUACUGGGUGUGGCGCCCGAGAAAGCCAUAAAGCUCACAGUGAAUGACUUUGUGCGAGGAAAGACCAGACAGAAAGAUGGAAAAGUGCCAUUCGGAGCUGAGCUCCUGGCCGGUGGAUGUGCUGGUGGCUCCCAGGUGAUCUUCACCAACCCUCUGGAGAUUGUAAAGAUCCGUCUGCAGGUGGCAGGAGAGAUCACCACGGGGCCGAGGGUCAGCGCCCUGUCCGUCAUCAGGGGCCUCGGCUUCUUUGGACUUUACAAGGGUUCCAAGGCCUGUUUCCUGAGGGACAUUCCCUUCUCAGCCAUCUACUUUCCCUGCUACGCCCACCUCAAGGCUCACCUCAGUGAGGCGGACGGGAGGAUCGGACCAGCCAAGAUGCUGUUUGCUGGAGCGCUGGCAGGCAUGCCAGCGGCCUCUCUUGUGACCCCAGCUGACGUGAUCAAGACCAGGCUACAGGUGGCGGCACGCGCCGGUCAAACCGCCUACAGCGACCUUGUGGACUGUUUCUGGAAGAUUCUCAGAGAAGAGGGGCCCCAGGCUUUCUGGAAAGGAGCUGGAGCUCGCGUGUGCAGAUCCUCGCCUCAGUUUGGAGUGACCUUGGUGACCUAUGAACUCCUGCAGCGCUGGUUCUAUCUCGACUUCGGAGGACAAAAGCCGGCUGGCUCAGAGCCCACCCCAAAGUCUCGGAUCAGCCUGCCGGCGCCCAACCCCGACCACAUCGGAGGCUUCAGGUUGGCCGUGGCCACGUUCGCUGGCAUCGAGAGCAAGUUCGGUCUCCAUCUCCCACGCUACAACGGCGGCGUCGGCAGCAUCAGAGGCCCUCUCCGAUGCGAGCGCCCCCCUGAACCUCCGUGGGUAGAUGGGGGGGAGUGA